This is a messenger RNA of Monodelphis domestica (gray short-tailed opossum), 918 nucleotides long. RefSeq names its product olfactory receptor 1G1-like. Gene Ontology annotation, molecular function: olfactory receptor activity; G protein-coupled receptor activity. NCBI's taxonomy places the organism in Eukaryota, Metazoa, Chordata, Mammalia, Didelphimorphia, Didelphidae. The record is from RefSeq and is a predicted model, not a curated record. Gene Ontology annotation, cellular component: membrane. Gene Ontology annotation, biological process: G protein-coupled receptor signaling pathway.
AUGGGUUUGAAAAACCAGACCAGGAGCUCUGAGUUCCUCCUCCUAGGACUUUUUGAAGGAUCAGAAUACCAGCAACUAUUCUUCUGGCUGUUUUUACUCAUGUAUCUAGUUACUAUGAUUGGAAAUCUACUCAUCAUUGUGGCUGUUGGUUCCAGCACUCACCUCCAUACCCCAAUGUACUUCUUCCUAGCCAACUUGUCCUUUGCCGAUAUCAGCUUCAUCUCCACCACAGUACCCAAGAUGUUGGUGAAUAUCAAAACUCAAAAUAAUGCCAUCUCUUAUUCUGACUGCCUGACACAGUUAUAUUUUUUUAUCAUGUUUGGGAUGGUGGAUGAAUUUCUCCUAGCCACAAUGGCAUAUGACCGCUAUGUGGCCAUCUGUUGCCCACUCCAUUACACUUUAGUAAUGAGCCCCCAACUUUGUUUCCUGUUUAUUUCAAUUACAUGGGCUUUUAAUGUUCUUUAUUCCCUUUUACAUACACUGUUGAUGAAUGAGCUAGAUUUCUGUGCCAAAAAUGAAAUUCCCCACUUCUUCUGUGACCUUAAACCCCUGCUGAAGCUAUCCUGUUCAGAUAUUUUUAUUAAUGAACUAAUGAUCCUCACCAUUGGUAGUCUUGUUGGCCUGAUUCCAUUCCUCUGUGUGAUCAUCUCUUAUGUGUACAUUGUCUUGGCAAUACUAAGGAUUCCAUCUGCUAAAGGAAAGCAAAAAGCCUUUUCCACCUGUAGUUCCCAUCUUUCUGUAGUAUCUCUCUUUUUUGGGACUGUCUUUGGAGUCUAUUUUAGUCCUUCAUCCAACCAUUCAGCCCAAAGGGACCUAAUUGCAUCUGUAAUGUACACAGUGGUGACCCCAAUGCUGAACCCUUUUAUCUACAGCCUGAGGAAUAGGGACAUGAAAGCAGCCCUUGUGAGACUAUUUUAA